UGCUUCACGCUCCUGGCCCUGGGCAAACGCCCAUUUUUAUGAAAGGAGGAGUUUGGCAGGGAGGAGUCGCUGCUCUGCGAAUUGGCAGCGAUAGCGGGACUCUGGGCGGGUUGCAGAGGGCGGAGAGGGGGGUGAAGCUACGCUCGCUCGCUUGCUUGCUUGCCUGCCUGGGCUUCCCCCUCCCACCCCCCGGUUCCUGUCUGCGCUUCUUCGGCUUGCAAAAGGUUGCCUUGACACGGAGCCAGGCCGAGGCAACGAUCUAGGCACAGGAGGGCUUCACCCAAUUGCCCGAGAUGUCAGAAGAGGUCAUUGUGCCUAUCUAUUGCACGGGGGUCUCCGCUCAGGUCCAGAAGCAGCGGGCCAAAGACCUGGGCUUGGGUAAAAACGAGAAUGCAAUCAAGUACCUGAACCAGGAUUACGAGAGGCUUCGCAACGAGUGCUUGCAGAGUGGAGCCCUUUUCAGGGAUGACACCUUCCCCGCCACGGCCUCUUCCCUGGGUUUCAAGGAGCUUGGGCCGAACUCCUCCAAGACUUACGGAGUCAAGUGGAAACGGCCUACGGAACUGUGCCGCAACCCUCUCUUCAUUGUGGAUGGGGCGACCCGCACAGACGUCUGUCAAGGAGCUCUGGGUGACUGCUGGCUCCUGGCCGCCAUUGCCUCCCUCACCCUGAAUGACCCUCUUCUGCACCGCGUUGUCCCCCAUGGGCAGAGCUUCCAGAAUGGGUACGCUGGCAUCUUCCACUUCCAGAUCUGGCAGUUUGGCGAGUGGGUCGACGUGGUGGUGGAUGACCUCCUCCCAACCAAAGAUGGCAAGCUUGUGUUUGUCCACUCCGCAGAAGGCAACGAAUUCUGGAGCGCCCUGCUCGAGAAAGCUUAUGCCAAGGUGAACGGCUGCUAUGAAGCUCUUUCGGGAGGGAGCACCUCAGAAGGGUUCGAAGACUUCACGGGAGGCGUCACUGAGUGGUACGACCUACAAAAACCGCCCAGCGACCUCUUCCAGAUCAUCUUAAAGGCCCUGGAGAGGGGGUCUCUCAUGGGUUGCUCCAUUGAUAUCACAAGUGCUUUUGACAUGGAGGCUGUCACUUUUAAGAAGCUGGUGAAAGGCCACGCCUAUUCCGUCACUGGAGCUGAGCAGAUCAACUACCGAGGGCAGAGGGUUAACCUGAUACGGAUGCGAAACCCGUGGGGGGAGGUGGAGUGGACUGGAGCUUGGAGUGACAACUCUGGGGAAUGGAACGCUGUGGAUCCAUCUAUAGGGCAGCAGCUGAGAAUUAAAAUGGAAGAUGGAGAAUUCUGGAUGUCCUUCCAAGACUUCCUCCGGGAAUUCUCCCGCCUUGAGAUUUGCAACCUCACGCCAGACGCGCUGAAGUCACGCAAGUUCCGGAAGUGGAACACAACGCUCUACGACGGGACCUGGCGGCGGGGGAGCACAGCUGGCGGCUGCAGGAACUACCCAGCAACCUUCUGGAUUAACCCCCAGUUCAAAAUCCGCUUGGAAGAGGUGGACCACGAUGACGACGAGGACAGGAGGGAGCCGGGUUGCAGUUUCCUCCUGUCUCUGAUGCAGAAACACCGGCGCCGGGAGAGGCGGUUUGGCAAGGACAUGGAGACCAUUGGCUUUGCUGUCUACGAGGUGCCUCCUGAGUUCAGGGGGCAGACCUCCGUACACCUGAAGCGCGACUUCUUCCUGUCGAACUCCUCGCGGGCGCGAUCUGAGCAGUUCAUCAACCUGCGCGAGGUCAGCACCCGCUUCAAGCUGCCGCCGGGGGAGUAUAUCGUGGUGCCUUCCACCUUUGAGCCCAACAAGGAAGGGGACUUCGUGCUCCGGUUCUUCGCAGAGAACAAAGCCGGGACAGUGGAAAUGGACGAUGAAAUCCAGGCAAACCUCCCAGAUGAGAAAGUGCUUUCAGAAAGCGAGAUUGAUGCUAGCUUCAAGCAACUCUUUAAGCAGCUGGCGGGGGCGGAUAUGGAAAUCAGUGUUCGUGAACUGCAGACUAUCCUCAACAGAAUCAUAGGGAAACAUAAAGACCUUCGGACGAAAGGGUUCAGUUUGGAGUCUUGUCGGAGUAUGGUGAACCUCAUGGAUAGAGAUGGAAAUGGGAAACUUGGAUUGGUGGAGUUCAACAUCCUUUGGACCAAAAUCAGGAGCUAUUUGGCAGUCUUUAGGAAGUUCGAUUUGGACAAGUCGGGGAGCAUGAGUGCCUACGAGAUGCGGAUGGCUCUGGAGGCUGCAGGCUUCAAGCUGAACAAGAAACUGUAUGAGCUAAUCAUCACCCGCUACGCUGAACCUGAUCUGGCCAUCGACUUUGACAAUUUUGUCUGCUGCUUAGUGCGACUUGAAACCAUGUUCCGGUUUUUCCAAGCACUGGACUCAGACAAGGAUGGAAUCGUCACCUUUGACUUGGUUAAGUGGAUACAACUAACCAUGUUUGCCUGAAGAAGAAACAGCACCAUCCCUGCACGGCUGUCUGGCCCUUCUCCUCGGACAUCUUUUGUGCUUUCGUUGUUUUUACC
Messenger RNA from Podarcis raffonei (Aeolian wall lizard), 2515 nucleotides. RefSeq names its product calpain 1 (gene CAPN1). Gene Ontology annotation, biological process: proteolysis. Gene Ontology annotation, molecular function: calcium-dependent cysteine-type endopeptidase activity; calcium ion binding. NCBI's taxonomy places the organism in Eukaryota, Metazoa, Chordata, Lepidosauria, Squamata, Lacertidae. Gene Ontology annotation, cellular component: cytoplasm. The record is from RefSeq and is a predicted model, not a curated record. Bases 294 to 2438 code for a protein of 714 amino acids. The transcript has 22 exons.